Pochonia chlamydosporia 170 is the source of this 798-nucleotide messenger RNA. Its product is annotated as alkaline ceramidase family protein. Bases 1 to 798 code for a protein of 265 amino acids. Gene Ontology annotation, biological process: ceramide catabolic process; ceramide biosynthetic process. NCBI's taxonomy places the organism in Eukaryota, Fungi, Ascomycota, Sordariomycetes, Hypocreales, Clavicipitaceae. The record is from RefSeq and is a predicted model, not a curated record. The transcript is spliced from 3 exons. Gene Ontology annotation, cellular component: endoplasmic reticulum membrane.
AUGGGGCACCAUAAUAUCCGUUUCGAUGGCGAUGCCAACUCUCUCAAGGGAGCCUGGAGCCCACCAAACAGCCGGGCAAACUUCUGCGAAGAAGACUACGCGUUGACGCUAUAUCUCGCCGAAUUCAUCAACUCACUCACAAAUCUCGCCUAUGUAUACUUUGCCCUUCGAUACAUGUACGGCCCCGGCAGCCGUGGAAUCCUCUCCCCCAACCUAGACGCCAUGUCCAUCUCCCUCCUCGUCCUCGGCAUCGGAUCCUUCCUCUUCCACGCCAGUCUCCGGUCAACGCUCGAAUUCGCCGACGAGUUCUCCAUGCUCGGACUGACCUGGUCCAUGCUCCAUUUCACACUGACCGUCCGCCAAUCGCCCGCCAAAUCUCGCUUCAUCUCGGCCAUUCUAGCCCUGUGCUUCACGUCCUUUGCCGUGUUCUACGUGCGAUCCCCCCGUAUCAUCUACCAGGUCGUUGCUUUCGUGUCAGGUGUGCUGGUGAUCAUCCUGCGGUCUCAGUACCUGUUCCAUUGGCUGCGGCCGGCGUUUCCGCAGGACAGAACGCGAGAUUGGAAUGUGCGGACGUGGAAGGGCAUUGCGCUGUGCGUGGUGGGCUAUGGCCUUUGGAAUAUUGACCUGGAGUGCUGCGCUGAGCUUAGGAGUAUUCGGCGGCAGGUGGGUUUGCCUUGGGCUUGGUUGUUUGAGCUUCAUGGGUGGUGGCAUGUGUUGACGGCGAUUGGGGCGAGUGGGUUUAUGGAUGUUGCGAGAGAGGUGCGUGAGGUUGUGAAGAAUGAGAAAAAGAAGGCAUAG